Molecule: messenger RNA, 1308 nt
Organism: Lathyrus sativus (Indian pea)
Lineage: Eukaryota; Viridiplantae; Streptophyta; Magnoliopsida; Fabales; Fabaceae
Source: the annotation of a GenBank genome assembly
AUGAUUCUGGUUAAGAGAAUGAGAGAAACAUUAUACUCUUCCCUCCUUCUUCAGGAUAUAUCGUUUUUUGACAAUGAAACAGUAGGAGAUUUGACAAGUAGACUUGGGGCAGAUUGUCAGCAAGUUUCAAGGGUUAUUGGAAAUGAUCUUAACUUGAUAUUGCGCAAUGUCCUUCAGGGGGGAGGUUCAUUAAUCUACUUGUUGGUUUUGUCUUGGCCACUUGGUUUAUGUACGUUGGUGAUAUGCUCCAUAUUAGCAGCGGUCAUGUUACGUUAUGGAAGGUACCAGAAGAAGGCAGCAAGGUUGAUCCAAGAAGUCACUGCUUCUGCUAAUAAUGUAGCUCAAGAGACAUUCUCUCUUAUUAGAACUGUUCGAGUUUAUGGAACAGAAGAAGAAGAACAGGAGAGGUACAAAUUGUGGCUGGAAAAAUUAGCUGACAUAAGCUUGCGCCAAAGCGCUGCAUAUGGAUUUUGGAAUUUUAACUUCAACACUCUUUAUCACUCAACUCAGGUUAUUGCCGUGCUAUUUGGAGGAAUGUCUAUUCUAGCGGGUCAUAUUACAGCAGAGAAACUUACUAAGUUUAUACUAUACAGUGAAUGGUUAAUUUAUUCAACCUGGUGGGUGGGCGACAAUAUAUCCAAUUUGAUGCAGUCAGUUGGAGCUAGUGAAAAAGUGUUCAAUUUAAUGGAUCUCUCACCUAGCAGCCAAUUUAUCACAGAAGGAAUGAGGUUGCAAAGUUUAACGGGGCAUUUGGAGUUUGUAAAUGUAUCUUUUCACUAUCCUUCGAGGCCAACGGUAUCUGUAGUGCAACACGUAAACUUUGUUGUCAAUCCUAGCGAGGUGGUUGCCAUUGUCGGUCUUAGUGGCAGCGGAAAAAGCACAUUGGUGAAUCUUUUGCUCCGUCUCUAUGAGCCUACAAGUGGUCAGAUUUUGAUCGAUGGUGUCCCUCAUAAAGACUUGGAUGUCAUGUGGUGGAGAGAGAGAAUCGGAUAUGUGGGACAGGAACCAAAGCUAUUCCGGAUGGAUAUUAGCUCGAACAUCAGAUAUGGAUGUACUCGAGAUGUAAAGCAGGAGGAUAUUGAGUGGGCUGCGAAGCAGGCCUAUGCUCACGACUUUAUCUCAGCACUUCCUAAUGGUUAUGAAACACUUGUUGAUGAUGAUCUUUUAAGUGGUGGACAAAAACAGCGAAUUGCUAUUGCUAGGGCCAUUCUUAGGGACCCAAAAAUAUUGAUCCUUGAUGAAGCCACUAGUGCAUUGGAUGCUGAAAGUGAACACAAUGUGAAGUUCCAGCAUACAAAUCACACAUAA